Messenger RNA from Silurus meridionalis, 2210 nucleotides. RefSeq names its product olfactomedin 1b (gene olfm1b). Gene Ontology annotation, biological process: signal transduction. NCBI's taxonomy places the organism in Eukaryota, Metazoa, Chordata, Actinopteri, Siluriformes, Siluridae. The record is from RefSeq and is a predicted model, not a curated record. Bases 454 to 1899 code for a protein of 481 amino acids. The transcript has 6 exons.
CUGGAGGACAGAAGCCUGACCUACUGGCAGUGGAGUAAAUUAAACGUGACCUUGGUUGUGCACGCUGCGUCGGCGCUGGAGCUCGCGGUCUCGCGCCGGUGUCGAGGGCGUGGUGCUGUAGUAGCCCUGACGUCAUUGCACAUCAGUUAUUAAUGAAAGGGGGCGCGCGACGGCGCACUCUUCUCCUCUAGUCAGAGCGGGGAAGGACCUCGGUGGCGCGCACCAAAGGUUCAUCAUUGGCAAAUUUGAGAGGGCGACGGAACGUGGUUGAAAAAAGAGAAGCAUGCACAUUCCACAUGUGCCGGUCUACAGUCGCGCACCACCGGCUCUCGCGACGUAAAAAGGAAUCACACCAUGGCACGGUCUAACCCAGGGUGCGAGGCUCUCUCGGGUGGUUUGACGGCUCUCCGGUAGCGCGCGCGCGCGGUGGCACGAACGCAUGAGAGCGCCAAGAUGACGGUGCCGCUGCUGAAGAUCGGUGUGGUGCUCAGUACGAUGGCCAUGAUCACCAACUGGAUGUCGCAGACGCUCCCGUCGCUCGUGGGCCUUAACGGCACGGCGCUGAGCGCGGCGCGGAGCUCAUACCCAGACCGAAGCAUAGGAGUUUUGCCUUCUAACCUGGAUGAAACGUGGCAGGUGUAUAGCUCAGCUCAGGACACUGAGGGAAGAUGUGUGUGCACCAUUGUGGCUCCCCAGCAUACCAUGUGCUCAAGAGAUGCUCGCACCAAGCAACUUCGACAGCUCCUGGAGAAGGUGCAGAACAUGACAAAGUCGAUCCAGGUGCUGGACCAGCGCACACAAAAGGAUUUACAGUACGUGGUCAGAAUGGAGGAUCAGCUCAGAGGCUUGGAAACAAGAUUCCGACAAGUGGAGGAAACUCACAAACAAAACCUCGCCAAGCAAUACAAGGCCAUGAAGGAGAAAAUGGCAGAACUGAGGCCACUGAUUCCUGUGUUGGAAGAGUACAAGGCAGAUGCGAAGCUUGUUCUGCAGUUCAAGCAAGAAGUGCAGAACGUGACUGCCAAUCUGGCAUUGCUUCAGCAGGAGAUGGGAGCUUAUGACUAUGAUGAACUGCACUUGCAUGUCACCAGCUUGGAGAAAAGACUACAUGCCUGUAUGCAGAAACUGGCAUGCGGAAAGCUGACCGGCAUCAGUGAUUCUGUCACUAUUAAAACAUCUGGGUCUCGCUUCGGAUCCUGGAUGACAGACCCACUGGCUCCAGAGGGAGAUAAUCGAGUAUAUUAUAUGGACGGGUACCACAACAAUCGAUUUGUGCGAGAGUAUCAUUCAAUGUCAGACUUUAUGAAGUCAGACAACUUCACAUCCCACCGCCUGCCACACCCUUGGUCUGGAACAGGCCAAGUGGUUUAUAAUGGCUCAAUUUAUUUCAGCAAGUUCCAGAGUCACGUUAUCAUCAAGUUUGACUUGAGGACCUCCACCAUCAGCAAGACCCAGAGGCUGGACAGCGCUGGGUACAACAAUAUGUACCACUAUGCAUGGGGUGGCCACUCUGACAUUGACCUAAUGGUGGAUGAACGUGGGCUUUGGGCCGUCUAUGCCACAAAUCAGAAUGCAGGCAACAUUGUCAUCAGCAAACUCAACCCUGUCACCCUACAGAUCAUUAAGUCAUGGACAACCAAUCAUCCUAAACGCAGUGCAGGUGAAUCCUUUAUGAUCUGUGGCACACUCUAUGUAACCAAUGGGUAUGCUGGAGGAACAAAGGUCUACUAUGCUUACCACACCAACUCCUCUUCCUAUGAGUACAUUGAUGUCCCAUUUCAGAAUAAAUACUCUCACAUCUCGAUGUUGGAUUACAACCCAAGGGAUCGUGCACUCUACGCCUGGAGCAAUGGGCACCAGGUGCUCUACAAUGUUACCCUCUUCCACUUGAUUCACUGAAUCAUAUAUGCUGGUCAAGCACAAGCUACGAAAAGACAACGGAUGAGAUACCUGGAUGGGGCACCACGCACUCACAUUUGCACACACAUUCACAAAGACAAUUUAACAUAGCCAAGUCCUGCACCCAGCAUGUUUCAGGAGGUGAAAGUAGAAAGAAGAACACAAUGUGGACAUCGAGCAAACACAUAAAACACUGUAUGGUCAGUAACUUUCAAAAUAUGUUGGAGAAUUGAGGUGCCACCUGCUUCACCACCUUGCCUCCUAUUUACAGUGAGGAAAAUAAGUAUUUGAACACCCUGCUAUUUUGCAAG